Molecule: messenger RNA, 2289 nt
Organism: Erythranthe guttata (spotted monkey flower)
Lineage: Eukaryota; Viridiplantae; Streptophyta; Magnoliopsida; Lamiales; Phrymaceae
Source: RefSeq, a predicted model, not a curated record
CAAAAUUGUAGUAACAGUCUCUUAGCCCAGUGGACUUAAAAUACGGUCACUCCACGUGUCAUAAUGUGAGAAUAUAUAAGGCCUUAUCUACCGUUAAUGCUAAUUCAUCAAAUAACCACAAAUUGACACGUGGAAAGCACAUUUGUUAUCUGAUUCCACAUUUUUUAAAGUUGACAAAAGGUUUUUUAGACAAGGCCCAAUUCAAUUCUCGGCCUUUUAUCGAAAAAUAUAUUCUAGGUUGGUAGUGAUUAGCCCAGUCCAAUGUAAAUACAAAUUUGAGGUGUGGUCCAACUGACUUGCAUAUAUAUGGUCAAUAAUUCCUCAGAAUUUAUUAAAGUUUAGCAGAAGUGUGAAUUUUUUUUUUUGAUAAGAUAGCAGAAGUGUGAAUUAAUGAGUUGUAAAGUGAUCAAUUAGAUAUAUUAAAGUUAAAUAUGCUAAACACAUUUGGUUGGUCUAUAGUAAAUGUUGGUACGAAUUAAAUUAAAAAUUAAUUUCCUAAUUACGCAGAAUAUAUAUAAAAAAGUGGUCUUUUAAUAAAUUUUGGUAUGAAUUGAAUUUGAAGUCUAACAGUAAUGCAACUAAUAAUCGUUUUGAGAAAUUUCAGUUGGCAAGGAAAAGCAUAUUAUUACAUAUACAUAGCUUAAUGUUUUGAGUAGUAACUUUAGGUUGAAGAAUUGUCUUAAUUAACCAGCCAGGCGUUAAUUACUGUUCAGAAAAACACAACAAAAAUGGAUGCAAAUCAAGUGAAUUAAUUAAGAAAACUAAGCAAGGCAUAUUCUUUUCACCACGUUGAAGAUAUUUAAUUUUGUGUUUAUUAUUUUCUUAAUUUUUGUUAGAAAAAAGAUAAGCUUAAUUGUGCAAAACACAUAAACAUUAUAAAUAGAUGCAAAGUGAUCAUCAAUUGGAUCACAACUUCUCAAGUCAAUACCAAGUAGUUAAUUAAUCCCACUUAUUAAAUAAUUCUCUCAAAACAAAGUUCGUUCGAUCAAUUUUCCGAUGGAGACGGAGAAAAAACCCGUGAGUAAUACAGAGGUGGCGAAGAAGGCUAUCCUAGUGGGCUGCAACAACUAUCCAUAUCCGAUAACUAAGCUGAAAGGAUGCCAUAACGACGCGUAUAACAUGCAUAACACACUGAUUAAGAGAUUCCAUUUCGAUCCGAAAAGAAUCUUGGUUAUGGUGGACACGCCCGGAAGCAAAAAUAUGCCGACUGCUGCGAAUAUCAUAAAACAACUGGAGAAAAUGAUCGAAGAUGCUGACGAGGGAGACAGGCUGUUCUUUUACUUCUCUGGCCAUGGAAUGCCCCUUUGUGACAACGGAGAGUCAAAGCAAGCCAUCGUCACUUGUGAUCGCAAUCUCAUUACAUGCAUGGACUUUAGGUACUGCGUGAGCCGUUUGCCCGAAAAGGCAACUUUCACUAUAAUGGCUGACUCGUGCUUCAGCGGUGGACUCAUUGACGAAGAACCAGUGCAGGUUGGGCUACCGUACAUUGUUCCACAUAACGAGACAUGUGGUGGUGAGAAUACACCUAAAAUGAUUCCUUAUGAGUCCUACAUGGCAAACUUGUCGUCUACGACAGGACUGAACGAUCCGGACAUAGGUGCACACUUGAUCCAAUUGUUCGGAUCGGAAGUCAGCAUCAUGUUCCAACAGAGUACUGGUCAAAAUCCUCUGCCGAUAAUGAAAGCUGACCAAGGAAUUCUAUUGAGCGGCGGUGAGCCUAGUGAGAAAACGGUUGACGAACCUGCAGAUAAAAAUGGUCCUGCAGGUGGUGCUUUUACUAAAGCUAUCGUAGCAAUUCUCAAGGGGCACCCUGCCCCUAUUACCAACAAGAAAUUGGUUAUCAUGGCCAGGGGUAUUUUGGGGAACAAGAAAGAUAAUCCGCAGCAUCCAUGUCUUUACUGUAGCAGCAAAAACGCGGAUGCCAUCUUCCUUCGCAAAGCAUCUCAUGGUCGGGCUGAAAUUGGGGAAACAUCGGAAGAUCGUGUGCUUGAGGACUGAUCAGCAUUAAUAAGUACUUGUCUACUGUGCAAUAAGGUUCUCUUAAUAAGUAAUUACUAGCUAGAACCACUGCUAUAUUUUCAUUUCAUGUAAUUAUAUUAAGCUUUCUUUAUAUAAUACUCUACUGGUUUGUAAUAAUAUAUAAUUAUAUUAUGAAUUGCAAGCGAUCGCGUAAUAUUAAUUUUAAUAUUAAUAUGAUGAGAAGAUAUAUAAUGUUUGUUACUGAUAAUACAUUUCAGUGUUCCCUUUAUUAAUUGAUCUGAUUAUUAGUUAUUCCGUUUUACUGUUUAU